ACUCUAUGCCAAAUGUCAUGUCGAAUAAAAUAUAAAUAGAGUACUAUUUUUACUUUCACACACAAAUAUCUGAAAAAAUAAAAAAUAACAUAUUAAAAUGGUUGAGGAAAGAGUUAAAAUGAGAAAACAACUAGGACUUUUGGAAGGAGUGGCAAUCAUAUUGGGAAUUAUAUUCGGUAGUGGUAUUUUUAUAUCACCCAAGGAAGUAGUAGAGAAAACCGGGUCUGUGUGGGGUGCUCUAGUGGUGUGGGCUAUGUGCGGAGUCCUGGCGACUCUUGGAGCCCUCUCCUAUGCGGAACUGGGCACAACGCUAGCACAAAGCGGAGGGGAUUACCACUACAUCAAUGAAGCGUAUGGUCCGCUGCCAGCUUUUCUCUACCUUUGGGAUGCUAACUUGGUCUUUGUGCCGAGCACGAAUGCGAUUAUGGCGUUAACUUUUGCAAACAAUAUUCUGCAACCGAUAUUUCCCAACUGCUCAAUAGAUCCUGUAUGCAGGAAGCUCAUUGCAGCUGCAACCAUAUGCCUGCUGACGUUCGUGAACGCCUACGACGUGCGGCUGACGACGCGCGCGCAGAACGUGUUCAUGUUCACGAAGCUGGCCGCGCUGCUCGCCGUCGUCGGCGGCGGGCUCGCGUGGGUGGCCGCAGGGGGCGUAGAACAUUUCGAAGACGGCUGGGCCGGCACCAGGACGUCGCUCAGCGACUGGUCGGUCGCCUUCUAUUCGGGAAUAUUUUCUUACUCGGGCUGGAGUUACCUGAACUUCAUGACGGAGGAGCUGCGGGAGCCGUUCGUGAACCUGCCGCGCGCCAUCUACGUGUCGCUGCCGCUGGUGACGGGCGCGUACGUGCUGACCAACGCCGCCUACCUGGCCGUGCUGGGCCCCGCGCGCGUGCGCGCCAGCGACGCCAUCGCGCUGGACUUCGCGGCGGCGGCGCUGGGCGCGCUGCGCUGGGCCAUGCCGGCGCUGGUGGCGCUGGCGGUGCUGGGCGGGCUGUCCGUGCACGUCAUGACGUCGUCGCGCAUGAGCUUCGCCGGCGCGCGCAACGGCCACCUGCCGGCGUUGCUGGCGCACGUGCACGUGGGCCGCCUGUCGCCGCUGCCGUCGCUCGUCUUCCUGAUGCUGAUGUCGCUGCUGAUGCUGAUCCCGGACAACCUGACGACGCUCAUCACGUACUGCACGGUGGUGGAGGCCUUCUUCACCACGCUGAGCUGCAGCGCCGUGCUGUGGCUGCGCCACAAGCGGCCCGACCUCGCCAGGCCCAUCAGGGUGCCGCUGUGGAUGCCGGCGCUGUUCGUGUCGCUGAGCGCGCUGCUGCUGCUGGCGCCCGCGGCCAGCGAGCCGGCCGCCGUGCUGGGCGGCGCGCUCAUCACGCUGUGCGGCGUGCCCGUCUACUACCUGCUCGUCGCCGCCGAGCCCGCGCUCGUGAGGCGCGCGUCCGACGCGGCGACGCGCGCCUGCCAGAAGCUGCUGCUGUGCGCGCCCGAGGACCGGGACGACUGACGCGGCGCCGUCGCUCGGGGACGCGAGUGUGAAGCGCGGAUGCGGCUUUCCAUUGCUGACACGACAUUUGAAAUCGAUCCAAAAGUUUCUUUACAAUAUUAGUUUAUACGAGCGCCUCUCUAUCUAGUCUGUUAGGUAUAUAAUGUAAAACGCAUUACAGAGUACAACUCUAUUCUGUAACACGUUUCACAUUGCAAAGUACCGACAAACGUCCAAAGAACUAACGAAUGCCAAACGACUUACAUUUCUCGUCUUUUUACACCUACUAAUAGGUUAUUAUAAUUAACUUGUUCAUAAAUUAAUGAAAAUAAUUUUGGUUAAUGAGCUUAGAAGAAGUUAAUAUAUUUUGAAUAACAUUUUAUGGAAAAUACAUAAUUUAAAAUAAAUAAGUUAUGUAAUGUCAUGCGAUUUCUGCCUUCAUUUGUUGGUAAACAGUGCACAUCGAGUGUGGCUCUGGUGUUUUGGUUUUAUACACAAUGUAUGCCUUCGAGUGAACCUAUUGUUUUCAUAACUUUAUAUAGAACUUUAAUUAGGAUAAGAAAAACGUUUGUACUUUCUCAAUAAUUUUAAAUUGAAUUUAUAAAUAUCGUUUUAAGGACAUUCUUAAAUAUAACAAAGUCUUAAAAGUGUCAAAGUGAGAUAUAAUGAGUCUCUUUGUAUUUAGUAUUUAUAGUGAGUGGACGAGUAGGGUGCGGCUCAUUGAUGAUUACUAUUUGUUUUUACACGUAUAACUGAGUGUCUAGUUAGUUUGGUAGUUAGUAGAAGUCUAAGUGUUAAAGGUUUUGUUAACUUUUUUUAUGAAAAAAUCGAAUAUUAAAAGUAACCUUAUGUUAAUGUUUUAUAUAGACGAGUGAAAAGUAUCUGAUACUUACUUUUAGUUGAUUGCGGUCUGCGAGACCACACCUCCCCGUACUCUGCCGUAGACCAUUGCAGCAGACGAGUACGGAGGCGGACGGUUAAUCUCCAGUUUUAUUGUUUUAGUCUUGCUGUGUUAAAUGUAAUACUUCAUCGUCAUCAUUAUCAGCCGCUGGACGCCCACCGCUGGACAGUCCUUUUGAAUCGACUUCCAAACAAAACGGUCCCUGCAAUCCGCUGGAUGUCUUCGGUCCGCCCAGCGGGGGGUUUCCAGCACUUUGGGACCCCAACGUCCAGCGGCUCUUCGAGCUGUGGGGCCUGCCCAUUGCCACUUCAGCUUCGCGAAAUGUAUACUUACCGAGUGUUAAAUGUAUUUUUAUACUUACAACACUACCACUGUUGUUUUUGUAAUUAAGAGUAGGGAUUUUAUUUAUUUUAUUUAAGUGUUUUAACAAAUUUACAUUAUGGUUUUACACAAUUGUUUGAAAAUAUAACUGAUUUUUGUAACUUUUUAUAUAUAAUAAAGUUUUUAUUAAUCAA
Bicyclus anynana (squinting bush brown) is the source of this 2896-nucleotide messenger RNA. Its product is annotated as Y+L amino acid transporter 2. Gene Ontology annotation, biological process: amino acid transmembrane transport. The record is from RefSeq and is a predicted model, not a curated record. Gene Ontology annotation, cellular component: membrane. The transcript has 9 exons. Gene Ontology annotation, molecular function: L-amino acid transmembrane transporter activity. NCBI's taxonomy places the organism in Eukaryota, Metazoa, Arthropoda, Insecta, Lepidoptera, Nymphalidae. Bases 98 to 1501 code for a protein of 467 amino acids.